UUCACUACGAUUAACUUCAUGUUUGAUUUUUCUUUCUUGCACUUUUUUACUUUCUUUAUUUGCUUUUUGUGCAUCCCGAGGUCAAUCAAUCAAUGGGGGGCAUUGCACGAACAUAAACAAAAAACAAGUCCAAGAUUCUCCCUCUCUCCCCAAUUUCCAUCAGCUUAUUUCUUCAUUUGAUGAGCCAGAAAAACCAGUAAUUUCAGUUUCAGUUUCAAAUUGCAAUCAAGAUUGCGUGGGGCAAUCGAUCAAUCAAAAGGGGCGUGAUUGUGGGUUAAUUUGGGUGAGAAAUGACGAGAAUGCCAGUGGGCAUCGCGUCGUCGUCAUCGAUGAAGAUGAUUGAUCUGUGGUCAUCGGCAGAUUGGUGGGAGUCGAUAAACGAAUCAAGAAAGUGGCAAGAUGGAAUCUUUUUCGCUCUUUCUGCUUCGUAUGGCCUCGUUUCCGUCAUUGCUCUUAUUCAGUUAAUUAGGAUUGAACUAAGAGUACCUGAGUAUGGUUGGACAACACAAAAAGUUUUCCACCUCAUGAAUUUCAUCGUUAAUGGAGUUCGUUCCAUUGUCUUUGGGUUUCAUUUACAGGUGUUCGCUUUGCAUCCCAAGGUUUGCAUUUGGAUGCUAUUGGAAGUUCCCGGUUUACUAUUUUUCUCAACAUAUACUCUUCUUGUCCUAUUUUGGGCUGAGAUAUAUCACCAGGCUAAAAGUUUACCAACAGAUAAACUCAGGAUUGUUUAUGUAUCGGUUAAUGCAGGAGUUUACUUGAUACAAGGUUGUCUUUGGAUAUACCUUUGGUUGGAUGAUAGCAGCAUGGUGCGAUUCCUUGGAAAGAUUUUUGUUGCAGUUGUAUCCCUUAUGGCAUCCAUAGGCUUUCUGACAUAUGGAGGAAAGUUAUUUGUCAUGCUACGAAAGUUUCCUAUUGAAUCUAAAGGGAGACAAAAGAAACUUCAUGAGGUUGGAUCCGUGACAGGAAUAUGCUUUACAUGUUUUCUUAUAAGAUGCUUUGUGGAUGUUUUAUCUGCUUUUGAUUCACAAGCUUCAUUAGAUGUACUCGAUCAUCCGGUUCUAAACUUGAUUUUCUACAUGCUAGUUGAGAUUCUCCCCUCAGGUCUUGUGCUUUACAUUCUCAGAAAGUUGCCUCCCAAGAGAGUAUCUGCACAAUACCACCCGAUUCGUUAACCAUUAUUCACUUUUGACAUAAAAGUUUAUGAUCGAUUUAGUGUUUGAUGAAUAUUGGAUUCAAGAUGUGCAGAUUUAUGAUGCUAUCUUGCUUCUUGAUGUAGAAUUAACAGUUGAUUGGGGAAAUGUUUUGAUCGAUUUCUUCAUGGGGGAUUUGUGGAUUGAAUAUUUGGAACAAAAAAUGGUGUCAUUCCAUUUGGUUUCUGGCUUGUUUUGAUAAAUGUCAGAAUGAGUAAUG
Molecule: messenger RNA, 1410 nt
Organism: Lactuca virosa
Lineage: Eukaryota; Viridiplantae; Streptophyta; Magnoliopsida; Asterales; Asteraceae
Source: the annotation of a GenBank genome assembly